AGUUGAAAAAAAAAAAAAAAAAAAAACAACGAAUAAAAGGGCCUCUUUAUCGACAAGAAAGAAAGAGAGAGAAAGAAGAAAGAGAAGGGAGUUGUUUGGUUCCUGGGAAUCUCUGUCUUCCCCUCUUUCUCUUCUCUUUGUUCUCGUUAAACUUUACCUAGAAAACGCAAGAAGAGCGAAGAAAGUCAGGAAAUUUUGAGAGACAAAAAGAAAGGGAGAAGGAAAAUAAUUCUGAGAUUUUUUUUUUUGAGUUUGUAUUAAAUUGGAAAAAGAAAUUGUGAAUUUCUGGGCUAUUAUGGAGUUGGAUGGUAUCGACUGUGUGUCAUCCUCUGAUGGGUUGGAUGAGGAUGAGAUCCAUCACCACAAUCUUCAUCAUCACCGCCAUCAAUUUUCUUCAUCAAAGCCUCACAAUGCCGGCGCCAAUAAUAACAAUAACAUCAACAAUGUCGUCGGUCCCGUUGGAAUCGCUCCAGCCACCAGCGUCCAUGAGUUGCUAGAAUGCCCUGUUUGCACCAAUUCUAUGUACCCACCCAUCCAUCAGUGUCAUAAUGGGCACACACUGUGUUCUACCUGUAAAACAAGGGUACACAAUAGGUGCCCCACUUGUCGGCAGGAGCUCGGGGAUAUUAGGUGUUUAGCUCUAGAGAAGGUGGCUGAGUCACUUGAAUUGCCAUGCAAAUAUUGCAACUUGGGGUGCCCGGAGAUAUUCCCAUAUUACAGUAAACUCAAGCAUGAGGUAGUUUGCAACUUCAGACCAUAUAAUUGCCCAUAUGCUGGAUCAGAAUGCUCUAUUGUUGGAGAUAUUCCUUUCCUUGUUUCUCAUUUGAGGGACGAUCACAAGGUGGACAUGCACACAGGAUGCUCUUUCAACCAUCGAUAUGUUAAGUCAAAUCCCCACGAGGUGGAGAAUGCAACUUGGAUGCUGACGGUCUUUCAUUGUUUUGGCCGAUACUUCUGCCUUCACUUUGAGGCCUUUCAGCUUGGUAUGGCCCCCGUUUACAUGGCUUUCCUUCGUUUCAUGGGUGAUGAGACGGAGGCUCGUAGAUACAGCUAUAGCCUUGAGGUUGGGGCAAAUGGCAGGAAACUCAUCUGGGAGGGUUCCCCACGAAGCAUCCGAGAUAGCCAUCGGAAGGUGAGGGAUAGUCAUGAUGGUCUGAUUAUUCAACGAAACAUGGCACUUUUCUUUUCUGGAGGUGAUAGGAAAGAACUAAAGCUUAGAGUUACUGGAAGGAUAUGGAAGGAACAACAAAGUCCUGAAGCUUCUGUGUGCAUACCAAACGUCUGUAGCUAAACAUGUGAUUUUGAUAACACUUUCAAGAUUUGUGUGGUUGAGAGUAUUUUGUGUUUGUGAAAACCUAAGUUUGAGAGCCAAAAUCUUUAAAAUGGCAAAUUCCUUGCA
This is a messenger RNA of Hevea brasiliensis (rubber tree), 1399 nucleotides long. RefSeq names its product E3 ubiquitin-protein ligase SINAT5. Gene Ontology annotation, molecular function: ubiquitin protein ligase activity; zinc ion binding; protein binding. Bases 296 to 1291 code for a protein of 331 amino acids. The transcript is spliced from 3 exons. The record is from RefSeq and is a predicted model, not a curated record. Gene Ontology annotation, cellular component: cytoplasm. Gene Ontology annotation, biological process: multicellular organism development; ubiquitin-dependent protein catabolic process. Lineage: Eukaryota; Viridiplantae; Streptophyta; Magnoliopsida; Malpighiales; Euphorbiaceae.